Molecule: messenger RNA, 749 nt
Organism: Dermacentor andersoni
Lineage: Eukaryota; Metazoa; Arthropoda; Arachnida; Ixodida; Ixodidae
Source: RefSeq, a predicted model, not a curated record
ACCCUUAUCAAGCGCAUGCCGCAGAAGCCGGGUGACGCGGGCCAGCUCAAUGCCCCGAUCGGCUUUGCCCCCAAAAGCGUGCCCCCCCCCCCCCCCUCCAAAAAAAAGGAAGCCCUCUCUCCUUCCAUUCGCCGUGGACAUAAAUGCGAGCCGAAAACCCUGCCGCGCCACUUCGUUGAAAGGCACGGCUACACUCGCAGCAACAGCAACGGAAAGACGCCUCGCGAAUCUACACGCCCGACUUCCUUUUUUAUCGACCGGACUUCGCCACCUCAAGAAACAGCCAUGCAGCCCACAGUUCGUGUGACCCGUCUGCUGAUACUUGCGGCCGCCUUUGCCGCCGUGCUCCUCGUGGCGGCCCCGCUUGCAGUUGAAGCCGCAGCCAGGCAGUUCUGCUCACCCAACGGAGACGUGUGCCUCGGCCCCCUGGACUGCUGUUCGGGCCAGUGCGUGAACGCCGUGUGCUGCGACGAGUACCUGGGAACCUGCCCGUUUGAUUACUACGGUCCCUACUGGCGGCGCGACACUGUCUCCAACGACACGGUGCCCACCACAACUGAACCGGAGGAGCCUGCAACCUCCGCCACGGAGCUCGUCAGCACCGAAGAGAAGCUCGAAGAGGCCUCUACGCCGAACACGCUGUAACUCGGAUGCAAGCGCCUGGACAGCCAUGCCAAUUCAUCGGCUGUCGCGGUAGUUUUUAGGCACCACAUGUACAUAAAAGAAACGUAAACGAGCUUUUAUACCGA